UUCAACGGAAGUCGCGCGCUUUUGGCCGCCGGCGAAACCAGCGAAACUGCGUGCCGCCCGCACGGAUCACACGAGCGGUGUCGGUCGGUGUCCGAAGCGUGCGAUUUUCGCCUACGCGAAUCUACCGCUGCUAGGUCCCGCGCUUGUUUACACGACGUUUUCGCGAUGACACACAACGAACAGAGAACGCAUUGGUUCAAGGAAGGAGCUAUCGGCCUUGGCGUCGGCGUCCUUUACGGGGUCACCAACGUCUGCGUCGGCCAUCCGUUCGACACGAUUAAGACGAAAAUGCAGGCUCAAGCAGGCUUCGAGAAGUGUGGCAUGUACCAGUCCUUCCGGAAAACGCUCACGACCGGUGGCGUCGUUGGGCUGUACAGGGGCUGUGUCCCGCCACUCUUGGGAUCUGGGAUCUACCGUUCUGUCCAGUUUGCUGUUUUUGAAGCAGUGUAA
Messenger RNA from Rhipicephalus sanguineus (brown dog tick), 450 nucleotides. RefSeq names its product mitochondrial 2-oxodicarboxylate carrier-like. Gene Ontology annotation, molecular function: transmembrane transporter activity. The transcript has 3 exons. Gene Ontology annotation, biological process: transport. Lineage: Eukaryota; Metazoa; Arthropoda; Arachnida; Ixodida; Ixodidae. Gene Ontology annotation, cellular component: mitochondrion. The record is from RefSeq and is a predicted model, not a curated record. Bases 166 to 450 code for a protein of 94 amino acids.